This is a messenger RNA of Naegleria gruberi, 1215 nucleotides long. RefSeq lists its product as uncharacterized. The record is from RefSeq and is a predicted model, not a curated record. Gene Ontology annotation, cellular component: cytoplasm. NCBI's taxonomy places the organism in Eukaryota, Heterolobosea, Eutetramitea, Acrasida, Naegleriidae. The coding region runs from base 1 to 1215 and encodes 404 amino acids. The transcript has a single exon.
AUGAGUUCCUUCCUCGAUGAUAUUCGUUCUGGAGUUUCCCUUCGUAAAACCAACACAAAAAGCAAGCAAUCGACCAAUUCACGAAUGAUUUGCUCAUCCGAUGAUGAUUAUCAACACUUAUUGGAAGAAACAAAUUUUGAUACCUAUUUCAAAGUAAUUGAGCCAUUUUCCUUCCGAUCAUUGCAAAUGACAUUGGAAAGAAGUGAAAUCAAGGCAUUGAUUGAUGAAAAUGAAAAAUUCAAGAAGUGCGAAUUUCCACAAAAUGAAAAAGAUAAUGUAGUGGAAUAUGAUGAGUGGAAAGUUGGAGAAAAUGCAAAAAUUUUGAAUAAUUUAGCUGAUAGAAUUAGUAGUAAGAUGAAGGAAAUGGAAGAAUUGAGUGGAAGAAGUGGAGUUUUUAUUAGAUUGUCAACUCUUUCACCAAAGGAUGCAGCCAUUAAUAGAAAAGGAUUUGUCAAGUUAAUUCAUGAGGAAUAUUUGAAUAUUUUGAAGGAGAGUGAGCUAUUGGAUGAUAAAUCAUUGGAUAAGUCAGAGAAGACGAAUAUUAUCAUGUAUGCAUUAUAUAGAGCAAGCAUUUCAAUUUUGAAAAUUUACAAUGGACAUGAAGCAAUUCAAUUAUUAAUUGAAUCAAAGAGAGCUCAACAAGAAUUCAAAGCAAUGUUGGAUAGUCCAACAAAAUCACCACUUGAUCUUAUUAUUAGAGAGGUAUGUUUACUAGUUAUGAAUUUUCAAUUUGUUAAAGUUCUUUGUAAUUAUUUUGAAAAGUGGAACGACUUUGAUGUAGCUCAUGAAUUUAGAGCCUUUGUUUACAAUAGAAAAAUUACAGGUUUAACCCAAUACAACCCAGUUGUCUAUUUCCCAACGCUUUUCAAACAAAAGGAUCAAAUCAAACACCUUAUCAUUUCAUUCAUCUUGGAAAAUAUUGUAAACAAUGCAGAAUUACCAAUUUCAAACUAUGCAAUCGAUAUUAUUCUUGUCAAGGACAUGACAAAUGGAAAUUUAAUUGUGAAAAUUGUUGAAUUGAAUCCUUUGGCUGAAUUUACAGGAACUGUUUUAUUUUCUUGGGAAGAGGAUCGUGAGAUAUUAAUGGGAGAUUGUAAUGCUAAUUUUGAAUGUGAAUUUCGAAUGUUAAACGGAGUGGCCAAGUUUGCAGCUGUGAAUUGUGGACCUGAAUGGCAAGUUGCACUGAAAAAGCUUCAUCAAUACUUUUUACAAUGA